AUGGCGGCGCUCGUCCGAGCACGCCUCACGAAGUUUACGUCAGAUGCCUUAACGAAUCUAAAACCAGAAACAUGGUUUUGGUGCGAUUCUACUAUAACGCUGGCCUGGAUCAACAGUUCACCGAGCAAAUGGAAGCCUUUUGUCUGCAACAGAGUGCGGGAGAUACAGUCUCUCAUGGAUCCCAAGAAAUGGUCACAUUGCCCUGGCACACAGAAUCCCGCCGACUUGCUAACUCGCAGGACAAUGGUCAACAACAUAUCUCACAGUGAUCUAUGGCACAAGGGUCCGGAAUGGCUAGCGUCAACGCAACUCCAAUGUUCGCCUGACACUCACCAAGCGUACGAUGAAGAGUCAGAUGCGAUUUAUGAAACAGGAGAGGAGGAGCAACGUUGCACCAAAUCAGUGGCUGUGCACCUAGUUCCUGAGAAGGCGUCACCCCUUCUGGAAAUCGAACGAAUCAGCUGGCUACAAAGGCUCCUCUGUAUUAUCGCAUGGAUUCGAAGAUUUACAUGGAUCUGCCGCAACGCAGCCAGCGACAGGAAAGGAGGCCCUUUGGACACAUCUGAGCUACACGAGGCCGAGGAGUACUGGAUAAAACAAGCACAGCAUGAUGCGUAUUUUGAAGAGAUUGAUCAACUCCGUGAAAAUAAGAAACCGUCGAACCAGUCCAAAACCCACGUACUUCGAUUGCGACUGGAUGCGAAGGGUUUCCUGCGACUCGAAGGAAGGCUGCACUUUGCGUCAGAGGCAGAAGGUACAAAACAUCCUAUUCUGCUUCCAAAAGAACAUCCUUUGACGAAGCUAAUUGUUCGAGCUGCUCAUCAUAGAGUGCUUCACGGAGGUGUGCAGGACACGCUAACUGAAAUCAGAGAGACAUUUUGA
Messenger RNA from Ornithodoros turicata, 882 nucleotides. RefSeq lists its product as uncharacterized. The coding region runs from base 1 to 882 and encodes 293 amino acids. The transcript has a single exon. The record is from RefSeq and is a predicted model, not a curated record. Lineage: Eukaryota; Metazoa; Arthropoda; Arachnida; Ixodida; Argasidae.